This is a messenger RNA of Brachypodium distachyon (stiff brome), 3254 nucleotides long. Its product is annotated as nitrate regulatory gene2 protein. Lineage: Eukaryota; Viridiplantae; Streptophyta; Magnoliopsida; Poales; Poaceae. The coding region runs from base 561 to 2846 and encodes 761 amino acids. The transcript is spliced from 4 exons. The record is from RefSeq and is a predicted model, not a curated record.
UAAAAGAGCAUGAUGGACUCUCCUUGCCUUGGCUGUCUGUCCCCUCCGUUCGCCGUCACAUUGCCCGCACUCGGGAUAGAUACAGAAGGCCCAUCCCUGUGUCGCGUGUCUUCCCCCUUUCUUUCCCAGGCAAGAAAACAACCAAGCUGCCACAGAGAUAGAUAGAGGAGAGAGAUAUCGAGUAUAUCCCUGCGUGUUCCUUCCUCUUUUCCCCCUGCAAGAAAACAAGCGCAGCCUGCCCCCAUCGACCCCGGAAAAAGAAGCAGCAGCGAGUGCAAACAAAUUUCCGCAGCAAAAAGCAGCGCAAGAGGAGAUUCCCACCACCUCUCCUCCCCUUUGCUCCACUCCGUCCACUGUCGUUGUAAAAGACCAAGAGAACUCGCGCGUUGCCCCCAUCCGCUCCUUUCGCGUCGAUAUCAUUCCCCCAUCAAACCCCAAGUUCGUCGGUAUCAUCAUGGCGAGACGCCGCCGCGGCUAGUUAUAAGGCCGGGCCGACCCGAACCCGAUCGUUCGUGAGACUCGGGAACUGAUUAGAUUGGUUGAGCGGCAAGCCGGCGGCCAUGGGUUGCAAAGGGUCGAAGCUGGACGAGCAGGAGGCCGUGGCGCUCUGCCGAGGGCGCGCCGACCUGCUCGCCGCCGCCGUGCGCCAUCGCGACGCGCUCGCCGACGCGCACGCCGCGCUCGCCGACUCCCUGGCGUCCAUCUCCAACUCGCUCCAACUCGUCCUCGUGUCCGCGUCUGCCCCGACGCGGCUCACGCUCCCCGCCGCGGGCAAGGGCGUCGACCCUUCCCCGCCGCCGCCGCCGCCGCAGGACUCCGCCUCGCCUCCGCACUCCUCGUCGCACAUCAACUUCGCGCCGUCCUCUGGAUCCGAGUCAGGCUCCGUGACCUCAUCGCCUCUCCACCGCCUCGCCGGCCAUCAAGAGCAGUUCCGCCACCCUCACCCGUACCCGCACGCGCUUCAGUUCCCGCAUUAUGGGUACGGCUACGCGCCUGACCCUCCGUUCGGGUACCCGCCAGGAUCGCUGCAGCUCUACUACGCGCGGAGCCGCCCGCCCCCGGCCUCCGUCGCUGUCGAGCAGCGCGCGGCCCCGGCGGAGCGCGUCUACUUCGGCUCUUUCGAACCGGCGGGUGGGAACCCGCGGUAUUAUUCGUAUGGAGGCGAGCCCACGGUGGCAGGUAGGGCGGCUGCACCACCGCCGUCGCCGCCGAGGGCGAGCUCGUGGGACUUCUUCAAUGUGUUCGACAACUAUGAAGUGCACGACAACUACUGUUAUGAUGCUGUCAACGCUGGGACCACGGCAACGACACCGUACACGCCGAGCAGGUGCUCGCGGGAAGUGCGGGAGGAGGAGGGCAUCCCGGAGCUCGAGGAGGACGACGUGGUCGUCAAGGAGGUGUCCAGCGAGUACUCCACCCCAGGCAGUGGCGGCGCCCUUAGCCGACGUAACUCGGUCAGCGGGGUGAGCAGUGGCAUCGCCGAAGGCCAUGAAGAGGAGAAUCAUGUUGUUGACAAGGGAGUGGUCAUCGGCGGUAGCGUGGCACGACAACAGGCACCAUUGCAGCCUAAUGUCGCACCUACGAUGCCGACUCACCGAAGGGCAUCCGAGAGCGCCGACAUUGCCAGCAAGAUCAAGGCGCAGUUUGUUCGAGCAGCAGAUGCUGUCAGGGCACUCGCACCAAUCCUUGAGGCCAGGAAGCGGAGGUACCAUUCCCGCAGCUCAGUGUACCAUGUUUCGUCUCGGAUGGUGUCGGCGAUUGCACUGCCGAAUUCAGUGUAUGGAGGUGAAGAGUUGGAUAUUGGAGGAGAGAAGGUGGUGGGAGGGAGAAGCUUAUCUUUAACCCUGCAGAAACUCUAUAUAUGGGAGAAGAAAUUAUACAACGAGGUUAAGUCUGAAGAGAAAAUGCGCCUCCUGCUUAUCAAAACCUCCAAGCGGCUGAAGUUCUUGGAUCAGAAGGGUGCUGAAGCUCACAAGAUUGAGGCAACUCAAAAUUUGGUCAGAAAGCUGUCGACAAAAAUAAGAAUGGCCGUGCGAGUAAUUGCUAAGGUUUCGAAGAAGAUAGACAGAGUAAGGGAUGAGGAAUUGUGGCCACAAAUUAAGGCAUUAAUCCAAGGGUUUGUGAACAUGUGGCAAGAUAAGCUAGAGUGCUACCAGAUACAAUGUGAAGCAAUAUCGGAGGUGAAAAAAUUGGAUUCAAUUGUUUCUGGUGGAAUCAGUUCAGAUUUAGCAAUGGAGCUUGAAGUAGACUUGGUGAAAUGGAUUGUCAAUUUCUCCUCUUGGGUGAGUGCACAAAGAAGCUUUGUAAAGGCACUAAAUGGAUGGCUAGCCCUUUGUCUCAACUAUCAGCAAGAGGAGACACCUGAUGGAGCUCCUCCUUAUUCUCCUGGAAGAGUGGGUGCACCUCUUGUGUUUGUCAUAUGCAACAGCUGGUCUCAAUGUAUGGAUCGAAUUUCUGAGAAGGACGUGGUUACUGCUAUGCAAGCUCUUGUGUCCAGUGUACGCAACCUGUCAGAGCAAAAAAUUGUUGAGCUUAGCGAACAGAUCAGUGUAAUCCGGGAACGAGAAAAAUGGAACAAGAUACUGGAAAGGAAGGCCAUGGAGAUUAGCAAGGAGACAGAUACACUAAACAGAAAGCUAGCCCUAGUGCCAGGCCGGCAAAGCCUGCUUCCAAUGGCAAAAACAUACCAGGCCCAUUUUCUUGAAGCAGACAACCUGCACAUAAGUUUGAGGCGUGUACUUCAAGCUCUGGAGAGCUUCGCUUCCAGUUCCUUGCAAGCUUUCCAGAAUACUCAGAGACAUGCUGAAGAGGAAAUGUUAUCCAGAGAGAAUCCCAAAGUUUCAUAGUCUGAUAUGUUUCUUCUAGCACUACAGCGAACACAACACAGCUUGUAAAAUAGGAGGAUCCUCUUACAGGGCGGCGAUGCUGAAUGCACUAGGCGAAUGGUUCCCGCUGAUCAAAAUUUUGGUGAAGAAAUUCUGACUUCUGAGUUAUAGUAUUUGAUCGAGAUCUGACAAUGUAGUUCUGGCAAAACUUGGUCCAUAAGAUUAGAGCAGUUGCUGAAGUGCAUACGGUGAGGUGCUAGGUUUUGGUGAAAUGGGUAUGCAUUGUUCUUCUUAGUUUUGUUGUUGCCUCUUGGCUUCUAUAUAGCUGAAUGUUUGAAUGUGCAAUGGUGGAAGCAUCUGUUGAUUCGAUGUACUAUUAUGUACUCCCUCCUUUCCUAAAUAUAAGAUAUUCUAGCUUUGUUAAGUCUA